AUGUCAGGCCACACUCCAUCCAAAAGCUGGGCAGACGUCGAGGACGACGACGACCUCGGAUCUGAUCUUGCAUCCCGUCUUGGUGGCUUCGCCAAGGCAGACUCACCAGCACCCGACUCGAAGCCCGUCCCGGAAGCUCAGUCGCUAGCCUCUCGCAUUGGCGGCCUCGCUACCGACGACAACGACGAGAAGGACUCCAAGCCUUCAUCAUCUGAGAAGCCGCGCCCUAGUGUUAACAAGUCGAACCCGCUGCUCGGAAAAGCCCUCGCUGGAGCUAACGCCGACCGCUCGUCUCCAUCAGCCUCCUCCGGACAGAAAAAGGAAGACACACCGAAAGACAAGAUGAACGGACCUGACGAUGGUGAGCCGCUCUCUCCGUCCGCAACUGACAUCAGCAACGACUUCCAGGUCGAGGUCAAGCUCGCCGACCAGCAGGCCGACCCCAACUCGCCACUCUACUCUGUCAAGUCUUUCGAGGAGCUUCCUAUUCACGACGACCUCAAGAAAGGUAUCUACGCCAUGAAUUACACCAAGCCCUCGAAGAUCCAGGAGAAGGCCCUUCCUCUUCUUCUCGCCAACCCUCAGUCGGGUACCGGCAAGACUGCCGCCUUCUCUCUCGCCAUGCUCUCCCGCGUCGAUGCUGCCCUCUGCACUCCUCAGGCGAUCUGUCUUGCUCCGUCCCGUGAGCUGGCCCGUCAGACUGUCGACGUCAUUGAGAAGCUGGCGCAGUUCACCGAGAUCAAGGUCAAGCUCGUCGUUCCGGGCUCCUGGUCGCGCUCCCAGAAGAUUACGGAGCAGAUUGUCGUUGGAACCCCUGGAACCCUGGUUGAUAUCCUGUCCCGCGGCGGACGCAUCUUGGAUCACUCCCAGAUCCGUGUAGUCGUCGUCGAUGAGGCCGAUGAGCUGCUCGCUCUCCAGGGUCUUGGCGACCAGACUAUGCGUAUCAAGAAGAUGAUUCCCGGCAAGCCCCAGAUGAUGCUGUUCUCCGCGACCUUCCCCGACCAGGUCCAGGAGUAUGCCGAGCUCUUCUGUCCCCAGGCCAACUCGAUCUACCUCAAGAAGGAGGAGGUUACCGUCGACGCCAUCAAGCAGCUGAAGGUCGAGUGCGCGAACGAGGAGGACAAGUUCGAUGUUCUCGCCCUUCUCUACGACGUCAUGACCAUCGGUCAGAGCAUGGUCUUCUGCAAGAAGAAGGUCACCGCGGACCAGAUCUCGGAGCGCCUCGAGAGCGACGGCCACUCGGUUGCCUGUCUCCACGGUGACAAGAUGUCGGACGAGCGUGACAAGAUCCUCGACGACUUCCGUCAGGGCAAGACCAAGGUCCUCAUCACGACCAACGUCGUGGCUCGCGGUAUCGAUAUCCAGCAGGUUAACAUGGUCGUCAACUACGACGUCCCCAUCAUGGGCCCCGAUGAGGGCUGGGCGCCUGAUAUCGAGACUUACAUCCACCGCAUUGGUCGUACCGGUCGUUUCGGCCGCAAGGGUUGUGCGGUCACUUUCAUCGACGGCGAGCGGUCGGGAGCCGAUGUUAAGGCCAUCGAGGAUGCUCUCGGCAAGCCCAUGAAGCAGAUCGACGCUCGCAACAAGGACGACCUCGACCAGCUCGAGCAGGUCCUCAAGGCUGCUCUCAAGGACCCCAAGUAA
This is a messenger RNA of Trichosporon asahii var. asahii CBS 2479, 1644 nucleotides long. RefSeq names its product ATP-dependent RNA helicase. The transcript has 6 exons. Gene Ontology annotation, molecular function: RNA binding; ATP binding; RNA helicase activity. Gene Ontology annotation, cellular component: nucleus; cytoplasmic stress granule. The record is from RefSeq and is a predicted model, not a curated record. Lineage: Eukaryota; Fungi; Basidiomycota; Tremellomycetes; Trichosporonales; Trichosporonaceae. Bases 1 to 1644 code for a protein of 547 amino acids. Gene Ontology annotation, biological process: poly(A)+ mRNA export from nucleus.